Messenger RNA from Clunio marinus, 1194 nucleotides. The record is from the annotation of a GenBank genome assembly. Lineage: Eukaryota; Metazoa; Arthropoda; Insecta; Diptera; Chironomidae.
AUGAAAACUUUUAAAUACAUUCAUUCGAAAGAGAAGCCAUUUAAAUGCAUCGAAUGCGGGAAAGGUUUUUGUCAAAGUCGCACUUUGGCUGUUCACAAGAUUCUGCACAUGGAAGAGUCACCGCACAAAUGUCCAGUCUGUAACCGCAGUUUUAAUCAAAGGUCGAAUCUCAAAACUCAUCUUUUAACUCACACCGAUCAUAAACCUUAUGAAUGCUCAUGCGGCAAAGUGUUCAGACGAAAUUGUGAUUUACGUCGACACGCUUUGACUCACGCAGUUGGUGAUGUUCCUGGACUUGAACAGAGUGAAGUUAAUCAUGAUGAUAUUCAGAAUAUCAGUGAUGGUGAAGACGAUACAGUACUUGAAGUCGAUUCGCCACUUAAUUCGCCCAACAAUAGUGGACGUUCACCUUCACCAUUACAUAUGCCAGUAUCAGCAGAACUUCAAGAUGAGAAUCAUGACGAGAGUGAAGAGUUUGAGCGGGGAAAUGUUGAGCCGGAACCGCCAUCGACACCAGCCCCAGAGAAGCCUGAAAAUGACAUUCUUCCAGUGACUCAUUGUCAUCACGAACGUCCAUUUGGAUCUCGAUCGCCAUAUACAAUGCGACCCACCAACAGCUAUGAUCGUGACCCUCGCCAUCGGUCACCAACACCAGGCACCAACGGCGUUUCAUUACAAUAUCAAGAAUCAUUAAAUUCAAAUCACAUUCAAACAACACCGAGUCGUUCAGACAUGUUUAUGCCGAUGUUACAUGUUCGACGUGAUUUGCAUCAUAAAAUGGGAGCAUCCAAUAGAACGUCAACGGUAACGAGUGGAUUAAUCGACCAUCCAACCUCGAACUUCUUAAGCUCCAUUCCUCUCAGAAAAAGACUGAUUGGUAGCGAUGGUGAACCAUAUUUGCCAUCAUUGUCACGCAAUAUUGGUCUUUACGGCUUGCAAAGAAACCUUCCACAAAUGAAACCCAGCGAAGAUGUUAUGAUGCCUCAAAUUUUAUCGCCAGAAGUUGGCAAUUUAAAUCAUGAACCGUUGCCAUUACAUUCAUCUGGCGUUCCUGGUAAUCUCCCACAACUGAUUGGUUCGCCAUCUCAACCACCAGCAACACAAGUGUCAUCACCAUCAUUACAACAGCAAUCAACUACGACAAUACAGCCUAAAAGAACUGGAUUUAGUAUAGAAGAUAUCAUGAGACGAUAG